UGAAGUCAAAAAGGCAGUUUUUGUUAUUAACGGUUAGUUUUGCUCAACCCACUGUGAUCCUUGAUCAAAAGCUAACAUUAGCAUUAAGCUAUGCUAACCUAGCGUCUCAGGGGUGCCGUGCCCAAUCCUGGUCCUGGGGGGCCGGUAUCCAGCAGGUUUUAGUUUUAACCCUUCUUCCACACUCCUGAAUUCAAUCAGCAGGUGAUUAACAGGCUUCUGUAGAGCCUGAUGAACUGCUGCACAGGUGAUUCAACCACUGAAUCAAGUGUGUUGGAGCAGAGAAACCACAAAACCUGCUGGAUACCGGUGGGCCCCCCAGGACCAGGAUUGGGCCCCCCUCAGACGUCACUCUCCAGAAUCGUUUAAAUGCAUAAGAUGAAAGAAACGUUCUUCUUAAGGCGUGUUUUAGAAGUAGACGCUGAGCUGUUGAGUUGCUAACUAGCUAACGCGACCAAACUGCGUCCUGUUCCUAAACAGCGUGUUUAAUGACUGAACGUCGAUGGACAUCUCGGGGAGCCUAGCGAACAGUGAAGACGCGGCUCGUGUUAUUGUCGCCUUCCUCCAGGCAGACUGCAUCGACCAGCUUUACAGAAAUGAGCUAAUUUCCCUUUGCAACGAAUUAGCGGUUGAAUGGGCUAUAAACCGCCACGAGCACCAGGUAAACACUCCGGACCAUGGAGAGCUUGAAGCCGAUGGGCACUUGCCAGGAAGAAUUACAUUGUCUAUAGAUGACAUUCAGCCCCAGGUCGACCCGCAGCCUCUCGCUGCAGGCCAUGCAGGAGAACUUGUAGACUUCCAAGCUGUCGCAGAAGGGCUGAGAGAGAUCGCGGCCCAGUUUGAACACAAUGUUGUGACCCAGGCUACUCAGAACCUGAGUAGGAAAAUCUCAAGGUCUCCUUCUGAGCACUGGAAGGAUCACCUUGCAGAUGAAGUGGACCAGCUGAUGAAGCGAGGAGUGGUUCUGGAGCACCUCCACCAGGAGCGGGUCAUCAUGGCCCUCACUCUCACCCUGGUGAAGGGGAUUUGUGUACAGACGCCACAGCUGCUGAGAAUGCUCUUCACUACAGUGCACCAGCUGGUCUGCUGUGCUGGGUCCAGGUGACUUCAGACGGCUGAAUUUGAAACGGACCCGUUCGUCCUCAGGACCAGCCAGCUGUGGAAGGAGCUGGCAUUUGCAAAGCUCACAUAGUCGUAACGGACCAAAGCAAACUGGGGACUCAUUUAAGUUUAGUCUUGUGUGAAAAUGGAGAAUUGAGAGUUGAGUUUGAGACUUGGCUUGUUUUAUAUUCAUGGAACAAACAAAACUAUAUUUUCAUGAUAAACCUGAAUUUUGUCAUUUGUGUAGCUUAAAUGAUUUAAAGCUUAAGUUUAAUAGCACGUAUUCAACGUAAAUGAAGUCCCACUAAAGCGCUGUACUCAGAUGGGGGCAAACCCGUGUGUGAAACAGGAUCUAUGUAAGAUUGCAUCGUAGGACAAAAACAAGCAUCUUUGUAAGGAUGGAUGAUGUUUCUACAUGAAGCAGCAACAGAAGUAAGCAUUCAGGCACAAUAAAAAUGGAUUUGUAUGCAUGGUAGGGCAAAAAUCCUUUAUUGGUGUAAGUGACACAAAUAAAACUCAUUUGCAUUUGCA
Molecule: messenger RNA, 1629 nt
Organism: Nothobranchius furzeri (turquoise killifish)
Lineage: Eukaryota; Metazoa; Chordata; Actinopteri; Cyprinodontiformes; Nothobranchiidae
Source: RefSeq, a predicted model, not a curated record